UCAAUUGCUUUUGAUCCCAGCAUCUCCUCAAACACAAACAUCCCUCUUGAUUUGAAGGUUGUUUUGUGCUUAUAGAUAAAAGUUCUGCCAAAUCAAGAGGGGUUUUCAGAUCAUAGUGUGUGUGUGUGUGUGUUAAACAAUGGCUAAGUUCUUUGCUGCUAUGAUCUUGGCACUCAUUGCCAUUUCCAUGCUUCAAACAGUGGUUAUGGCUGCUAAUGAGCAAGGAGGCCACUUGUAUGACAACAAGAGCAAAUAUGGAAGUGGGAGUGUCAAGAGAUACCAAUGCCCAUCACAAUGCUCGAGGAGAUGUAGCCAGACCCAAUACCACAAGCCCUGCAUGUUUUUCUGUCAGAAGUGCUGCAGGAAAUGCCUGUGUGUGCCCCCGGGGUAUUAUGGUAAUAAAGCUGUGUGCCCUUGCUACAACAACUGGAAGACCAAGGAAGGAGGACCCAAGUGCCCUUGAACUUCAACUUCAUCAAAUUGUUGCUUUUCACUAUAUUUUUAUCAUCUCCCUUGGGCCAAUUUAAUGCACUAGCUUACUUUCCCAACUAUUUUACCCGUCCUAACCAAAUGCUCCCCUUUUGGUGGCACUCUACGAUAUAUGUUUUUAUGUAUUUUGGUGUAUCCUCCUUAGGCCUUGUUUGCCUUUAAUGAGAGUGGUUAUUAAUAUCAAUAUAUCAACUAUAAAACUUAUUGCUAGCA
This is a messenger RNA of Glycine soja, 702 nucleotides long. RefSeq names its product gibberellin-regulated protein 4-like. Bases 140 to 463 code for a protein of 107 amino acids. Lineage: Eukaryota; Viridiplantae; Streptophyta; Magnoliopsida; Fabales; Fabaceae. The record is from RefSeq and is a predicted model, not a curated record. The transcript has 4 exons.